This is a messenger RNA of Aureobasidium melanogenum CBS 110374, 3186 nucleotides long. RefSeq lists its product as uncharacterized. Bases 1 to 3186 code for a protein of 1061 amino acids. The record is from RefSeq and is a predicted model, not a curated record. NCBI's taxonomy places the organism in Eukaryota, Fungi, Ascomycota, Dothideomycetes, Dothideales, Saccotheciaceae. The transcript is spliced from 2 exons.
AUGUUUCCAAAUUCUGUGGCUCUCGUGUUAACAGCCUUCCUCGUAAGAUGUGAAGCCUUAACUAAUGGAAAUCUCUCGGCGGUCAAUCUCACUCCCAAGACAACAUCAACCACUGUUGCUCCUGGGCUAGGUUCAUACAUUCUCGCCGCACUAGGACAAACACCGACAUACACUAACACCACAAUGAACACUGCUGAGCUGAACACUUCCUCCGCCGUCAGUACUACUUCAUCCCUGUCGACACUACCGCAGAGUACUGUCUGCUAUUCACAUGGAGGCCGGUGCUAUGAUGAUAUCACCUACAUCAGUCCAACAAUAGCAUCUACUGGCUCUGGCGCCCAGUAUGCGACGUCGUGUUCUAACGCAAUCUCUGCUUAUAAUUCGGCUUCCAACUCCUGGGAGAUCAAGCACAGCUACACAUCGAAUACGACCUACACCAUCGGAGGAAGUUCAUGGACUCAGAUUACAUAUUACGCAAACGCCACUACUCUUUGCGAUGGCCACGCACGCGUAAACUACUCGCCCGCGAUCGCUACUGCAAGCACCACCUUUCGAACUUCCAAUGCGCCAGCAAUACCUUCCACCGAGACGGUCAGUGGAGGAUGGAUGUUCCCUAUCUCUUCCGUCUCCUGCAGUGUCAACCCUUCUGAUUGUGACGGGUUGUGGCAAGCUUACAGUACUGCAUCCGCAUCGUGGACCGCUGCUGCCAAUGGUACCAGUGCGAUAGAUGCCAUCUUCCCAACCAUUACGCCAUCACCCUCAUUACCAGCUUGCGUAAACUCCAGUCAGUCUAUGUCGGAUGACGCUUUCUCAAAAAGCUUCUAUGGUUGUGGUUUGUGCACAAUAUUUGGCGAUGAGGUUGAGCUGAUGUAUUUCCCUGAAGCCACCACUGCGUCACGCGACAUGUGUGCUACCACUCCUGCCGCCAACCUGACAGCUUAUGGCAGUGAUGACGGCGUGCCUUAUACAGGCGUCGACCCUUCAGCUACGAAUAGUGUUGGUACACCUCUGGAGACUGCUGUCGUGGGAACGCGCACAUUCGUUCGUGAUGGCCAAGCAUACAUUUCGAUCAAGAAGGUCUGGGCUGUGGAUAGGUGCAGUAGCCAGAUUGGUACAACUGUCACUGAUGCCAUACUCGCCUUACCAUCGGAAAAGCUGUUAAGUUUGCGGUACUCUCAACCACACUACCAGUAUUUCGUCACGACAAACAAAGUCACUGGUUAUCCCUUCAACUACGCCGAUCUGAAUUCGCCAGUGCCCUACAGUGCUUGGAAUGGACAGGCGAGAUGUGAAUACCCCGGAGACUAUAGCUGUAACGUCAUCUACGAAAACCAAUAUAAUCCUCAACUGGCGAUGCCUCCAGGCAUUAGGAAGCUUGACCCUGCUUGGGAAGGUUGUCAGAUGUGGUAUGGAGGACUUUACGAUCCACCUUAUGCGCUCAAGCCUGGAACUGCCGUCGAGACACCUACAGUCGCUUUUGGACCAGCAUCAACAACCACCACUACCGCUGCAGAAGCUUCGAGUGCAUCACCUACUACGCCAACACCUACUGCUCUCGCAGAUCACACGACCGACCAAGCAAGCUCUACCCAAGGACAGGAUAAAAAUGACGAUGCUCGGCAAACUCAGGCUGCGAACACUGCAGGUCACAACCAGGAUACUCAGAAUACGCAAACACAGAAUGGUGCUCAGAACACUCAAGCCCCUCAAAACACACAAGGUGGAAAUCAGAAUGACAACGGUGGUAACAGCCAAAAUGGAAACAACAACAACGAUAACGGCCAGAACUCUGAAGGAGAUCAAAACGCUCAGGGAGGCCAGAACACUCAGGGAGGUCAGACUCAAGAUGGGGCACAGAACACCCAAGGAGGGCAAUCGCAAAAUGGAGGACAGUCUCAAAACGGAGGGCAGUCGCAGAACGGAGGACAAGGCGUUCAAGGCGGACAGGGCCAGCACUGGGAUCCAACACAAACAGCUGGACAAGGCGCCCAGGGAGAUCAGAGCAACCAGAACGCCAAUACUGCCAAUGGAGUACAGAAUACUCAGAGUCCACAAGCACAAGACGGAUCUCCACAAGGUAGUUCGCCAUCAUCCGCCAACCCUCAUAUCCACAUCUUCACGGCAGGCACUUUCACCUAUACCGCCACCCAGACGAACUCGGUCUAUGUUUGUGGCACAAACACCCUGUCGGUCGGAGGACCCGCCGCAACACUCCCGGUCAAUUGUGUUAUUAGUGCCGGCUCCAAUGGGCUGGUUAUCAACACCGAGGCUACUACCAUCACAAAUCGCGCAUCUGCAAUCACUGCUUUGCCAGUAAUCACUAAGGCUGUCAUUGUCACGGUUGGAAACAAAGUCCAAACCUUUUCGCAAGAGUCAUCAGGCGUAGUUGAGAUUGGCUCGACCAGACUGACACCUGGUGGCUCGGCAGCUACACUCGAUGACGGAUCUGUAGUCAGUGCUGACAGCGAAGGUGUCAGGAUUGGCUCUACUGUUGCAAGAUACUCGACUGUGGCGCCUGCAUCUGCUGCUGCUCCCAACGUCAUAGUAUUUGUCGUUGGCACGAAGACCGUCACCGCAUCAUGCCCGCCAGGAUCGACCAACGAGGCUGUCAUUGGUUCCCACACACUUACCGCCGGUGGGCCUGUCCAAACACUCGAGGACGGUUCUCGUAUCAGUCUCGCGUCAGGUGGCGCUAUCGUUGUCGAUGGCACUUCCGCUGCUGCAAUCGCAACCCCUACAUCUGCAAUAGUGUUUACCGUCAAUGGCAAUGCCGUCACAGCAUACCAAGCUGCUGAUGUUUCCAGCAUUGCGACGAUUGAUGGCACCGUCAUCUCGCGAGGUGGCCCUGAUGUGACCUUAUCACAUGGCGAAGUGGUCAGUAUGGGUUCUAACGGAUUGAUCGUGCAACAAGGCUCUACAACUGUGCCUGUGUCUGCAUUCAGCACAACAUCUAGUGAAGAGGAUUCGUCAUCCUCUUCAGGUGCAUCCGGAUCCCGAUCUGAAUCCGGCGCUACAAGCAAGACUGUAGCGAUCAGCUCGACAAGAUCUCCUCAGCAAGAUCAGGGUUCGCAAGCUGCAACCACCAGCAAAUCAGGAGCAAUUUCCACCGUCCAAUUGUCUACUACGACAAAUCUAUUGACGACUGCUCUACUGAUCUCACCUCUUCUUCUUGCCAUAUACUUAUAG